Messenger RNA from Lichtheimia ornata, 2778 nucleotides. RefSeq lists its product as uncharacterized. The record is from RefSeq and is a predicted model, not a curated record. The transcript is spliced from 5 exons. The coding region runs from base 1 to 2778 and encodes 925 amino acids. NCBI's taxonomy places the organism in Eukaryota, Fungi, Mucoromycota, Mucoromycetes, Mucorales, Lichtheimiaceae.
AUGGAAAAGACGGGUUCCGGUUUUUACAUCAUUGAUGCAUUUUCAUUGCGACAAGCUUCCAAAAAACCAUUUCACCUUGAAAAACGCUUUCUCAACUCUGGCGAGAAUGAUAUCAAUACAACAACAACCAGCUUAGAAGAGGCUGAAAGCAAACGAGAAGCUCUAUUACAAGAACGUCGAGAGAAGCUUAGCCGUAAAUUCCUUGAGGUGCAACAAGUAGUGAAGCAGGCACAAGCUCGUAAAGAAUCUCAACGACAAGUGUUUCAGCAAUCAUUGCAACUUGCUGAGUUGAAGAGAAAGACUCAUAUUGAACAGCGUCGUGCUGCGAGCAAGGAGCUUGUGGAACGAGCAAAGGUGAUUGCUCGUCAAAACAGUCUACGCUUUGAAGCAGAGCAAGCUCGUCAACGCAGGGCUUUGCAAGAUAGAUUGGAGAGAUCGGAAGCACGACGUCUGCACAUGCUCUCUCAGCCUAAAUCGAGAAUCCUUGUCACGGGUACUACACCUAUUGCAUCAUCCUCUGCAUCGCAUUCUCGCAAGAAGAAAAAGAAACCUUGUGGUACUACCUCAUCAUCUUCGUCGUCAUCCACAACAAGAUGUAUCAUUGGCGUUGUCACAGAAAGUGGUGGUGGUGGUGGUGAUAGUGCCACAUUAUCCCGGAAUGUCAAAGCGGGUGUGGAUAAGAAAGCGGCAUGUGAUCAACAUGCAUCAUCCAUGCACCAAUCGGUGGUGGGAACACCAAAGAAGAAAAAAGGUGACACUUGGAAGAGUGUUAGAAGUGCCUUUUACAAGUUAUCGUUGCCAUGGUCGACACAAGCUUCUACCUGGAUACCCUUUAAUGAGCUUGUGGUGCUUCUUCGUAGCCGACGUGUGAUUCAAGUCAUUGCCAAGUUGCUUAGGAUGCUGCUGUUGCUUAAUGUGACCGAUAAGGAGAAGAGUCGGAAAUGGUCCCGGGUGCUGCUGUCAGCCUACAUGAUGACGAUUUGCCCAUGUGAGGUGUUCCAAGAUAUGCAUGCCCAGCAGGAACAGCAACUCCUCGCUCAAGCAAAGCAAUUUUUGCGCCAGUUUGAACAUGUUCUCGAAUCCCAUCCAGAAGCUUCACCCGGUUCAGCUGCUCGAUCACACUUUGAAGAGUCCUGGAACGCGUAUUAUGCAUUGUUCGAAGCAUGGAAGGCCAAAGACAUGAAGCAACUCGUCGCCAACAUGUCAUCUUAUUGCAUCGAAUUGAUACGUCUUAAGGAGACGCUCGGCCAAGAUGAUGAUACAGUACGACAACAAUUGGAUGAACAAAUUCAACAAACCAAAGAUCGUAUUCGUCAUGUGGGUGGUCCUUCAGCACUAGAACAACUUGCUGAAUCCGAGAAUACCAUCACAUCAUCAUCGUCAUCAUCCAAACCUACAUCAUCCACUGAACAACAACAGCCAUUAUCAGUACCACCAUCCCCUACUCCACGUCCUGAACGUCUUGAUGAUAAACACCAACAACAGCAACAACAACCCAUGGCAGAUGAUGAACUUAAACAAAUGCUCAGUGGCUAUAUCCAUGAAGGAGGGAUUACUAAUCACCAGCUCGCCCACGAGAUCAUCAUUGACCCCGAGUUCAAAUUGCAAAAACAGUCAUCUGCCUUGGAAGAUCAUAUUCGCAAGAUUGCUACUCGAGCUUUCUUCGAUCGCGUUGCUGAGGAUAUCAAGGAAGGCCAUUCCGAAGAGUCUUUGCCUAUGCUCAUGGAUGAUGUUAAGCAGCGUCUCCUCAACUUGUUACGCAAAGGCACUAGCGUUUACAAUCAAGUGGAUGAAGGAAUUGACAUUGCACUUAUCACCCAACAAGCCAAGCAAAACGCCUUUGACCUUGAUCAAGUAUUGAAGUACGUGGUGCAUAUCAUGAGCCAAAUCUGUGCCCCUGUAAGAGAUGAAGCUAUUCGUGCCAUUGGCGACAUGGAUGAUCCUGUACAACGACUACGUGCUAUCUUGGAAAUGUUGGAUGAAAUGGCCCUUGAUUUGAGCAACUUUCGAUUACGUUCUUUGCGUCCACAUCUUAUUCCUAUUGCUGUUGAAUACGAACGCUCCAAGUUUGCUGAAUCGCUUUCCAACAAUACCGUUGGCUUGACCAAAACACGUGCAUGGUUACAACAAGCUGUACGACGCAUGAAUGAAGUUGCUACGCAACGCAAUCCGGAAGGUGUACCUACACCCACACCAACGCUUCGUGCAGAUGCUGUGUUUGAGGAUGCUUUUAUUACACUUCUCACGUCGCCCCAGAUCAUUGAUGCUACUACAUGCCCUGAGACCCUUGUCAUGGAUGUCGAUCGUAUGCGUGUGUACCAAAACGAGAUUCAGUCCAUCACCAUUGUCGCUGCAUUGGUUAUGUUGGCAAAGAAUUUUGGUCAUGUUGGCGACCUCAAUGAUCUCACCAAGAAAUUAUUUAUUAUGCUUCAAGAUCGAUCUACAACUAUUGACAAUUUGGCAUCUGAAAUUGAAAGAACGGUGCGCAUCAGCCCUGAAAGGAAGCCCAUGAUACGUGCAAUGGUUGAUAAGACGGUGUCUCAUAGCGACACAGUGUACUCCCUCUUGAUGCGACGUGUUGGAUCCGUUAUUCGUGGUCAAUUGCAAUCCGGAAAGUUUGCUACUCGUGAAGUGCUCCUCAGCUAUGGUCUCGAAUACGUUCGUAAGCCUUUGGAAUCGCUUUCCACCCGUGUGGCCAUCCUCGGUCGUCAUCAUCGUCAAGUCUAUGCAACAUGGUAUGAUGAUAUCAUUGCUGAUGAAAUCACGGCCAUUUCGUAG